Letharia columbiana is the source of this 162-nucleotide messenger RNA. RefSeq lists its product as uncharacterized. The transcript has 2 exons. Lineage: Eukaryota; Fungi; Ascomycota; Lecanoromycetes; Lecanorales; Parmeliaceae. The coding region runs from base 1 to 162 and encodes 53 amino acids. The record is from RefSeq and is a predicted model, not a curated record.
AUGGAACCCUUUGGGAUGGACCAGAUGGAGCUUCCCGGCGGCGAGGGUGCGGGUGGAUUGAGGAGUGCGCUUGUCCAAGCCAAGGGCCCCAAGUGGAGGUCAAUGUUGGGCAGGAUGAGCAGGGUGGACAUGUUUGAAGGGUAUGAGGCUGAGGAGGAUUGA